ACAAUUUUCAGCACCUCCCCCAGAAACUCUUCUAAAGAGGAGAUUAAUUUGGUACACAGUUGGUAAGCGGUGACAAAAAUUACAUAGGCUGUCCAAUUUUGCAACAUGAACAAAGGAUGGCUAGAGUUAGAAAGCGAUCCGGGUCUGUUUACCUUGUUAAUCGAAGAUAUGGGAGUGAAAGAUGUGCAAGUUGAAGAGAUCUAUGACCUACAAAAGGCAAUAGAAGGGACUGCCUAUGGGUUUAUCUUCUUAUUCCGCUGGAUUGAAGAGAGAAGGAGUCGACGUAAAACAACAACAGAGGAAGAGUCAUUUGUACAAGAUGAAAAUGUUGUCAAUAAUAUUUUCUUUGCCCAACAGGUGAUACCUAACUCCUGUGCAACUCAUGCCUUAUUGAGUGUCUUGCUGAACUGUGAUGAGAGAGUAAAGCUGGGGGAGACCCUUUCCAAACUGAAAGAGUUCUCCAAAGGAAUGGGGCCAGAGGACAAAGGUGUAGCCAUAGGAAAUAUGCCAGCAUUAGCUUCAGCACACAACAGCCACGCAAGACCUGAGCCCCGGCACCCUCCAGAGAAACAGCAGGGUCUGUCCACGGUCCGAACCAUGGAGGCCUUCCACUACGUCAGUUACGUCCCCAUCAAUGGACGACUGUUUGAACUAGACGGAUUGAAACCCUACCCAAUAGAUCAUGGUCCUUGGGAGAGGGACGAGUAUUGGACAGAAAAGUUCCGCCGUGUUAUCACGGAGAGACUGGGCAUGGCCACAGGAGGAGAACCAUACCAUGACAUCCGUUACAACCUGAUGGCAGUGGUUCCAGACAAACGCUCAUUGUACGAACACAAACUGGCCACACUGAAGACAAACAGACAGAUUGUGCUGGAGACACUGCAGCAGGUUACGGUUAACACUGAUGGCUCAGACACGCUUCUGGACAACAAGAUGGUGAAGGUUACAAAUCCCAAUCUGACGUCUGCAGACAGGGACAAAUACUUGGCUGCAGUAAAGCAGCAGGGGAAAUUAACUGUGAAAAAUGGACAAGAUCUAGUUCAAGGGACCAGCACAGACACAAAGAAAAUGGAAACAGAGUCCAACACUGCAGCACAGAGUUCAGAGCCUGCUGAGGAAAUCAUUUGUGUGGACGAUUCAGACAGUGAAAGUGCUAAGCCGGAGACUGAAAUAAAAGUAGAAAGUGAAAGUAAAGUGACAGAAGAAACUAAAACAGAGCUGAAGACAAGUGAACAAGAGACACAAAAAAUGGAGCAAGACAAAAAUUCAGAAUGUAAAGUAACAGCAGAGGACUCAAAAACAAAGGAAAAAAGCAAUGAAAAGAGUGAAAGUGUUGAAAAAUCAAAAAUUCAAAUAAUGGAGGAAGGUGCCUCAUCAUCAGACUUGACAAAGCCACUGACAAUUGAGACCAAGUUUCCAGAAUCUGCAACGUCCUCUGGUCCAGGAAGUGAGAGUACGGACACUGCAUCAGAAGUGGGCAGUUGUUUUAGCUCGCCUAACAGUGGGUUCAAUUCCUGUCAGAAUAGCCCCCACACGGACAAUGGAGCAGAUGGAACAAACAAAGAGGAGGGUGGACAGACUACAAGACACAAGAGAAAAUUCAGUGGAAACCAACCAUUCACACCCAAGGAUCUGCUCGCCUUAUUGAAAAAUGUAGAAAAUGAAAUUAAAUUGUGUGAGGUGAAUCUCAAGGAUGAAAUAGAGAAGAGGAGAAAAUAUCAGAUUGACGAUUGUCGGAGAACACACAACUACGACCAGUUUAUCUGUACGUUCCUAUCCAUGCUGGCCAAAGAGGGUCACCUUGCAGAUCUUGUUGAAAAACACUCGCUGAUCAAGAAACGGCACACAGGACUCGGACUUGGGAGGGUCUCCAAUGUUAAAACAGCAGCGGAGAGGCGGAGAGUCCGCGCCAACAGGAGGCGGUGACAAGUCAAUGUGAUUGGACAGGAAACCAACGACAGGCAUCAAUCACCCAAGUGAUUUUACAGAAUCCUGGAGUACGAGUGACAGUAUAUUGAUUGUGGAAUUUGUGUUAUUGAAUUAUGAAUGCUUGUAAUCUGAAAUUUUAAAACUGUUUAGAAUAUGUUUGAAUUUUAAAUUCAUAGCACAUUUUUCUCGACACAUUGGUAGUACAAUCAUGUAUGGUACAAAUCUGAGGAUAAAAUCUCAUUACAGUAACUGCAUUGUAUUAUAAAUACAUUUGUAAGUAAAAGUUUACAUUGGACAAGCAUGUGUACAGUGUAUGUACCUGCAACAAACAUUGCUUUUAUCUAUGUGAUUUAAAUUGUAUUUAUGAGUGGUCCUUAAUUUUUCUCCAACACAGUAAAGACUCUGAAAUCAAGGUAAGGGGUACUAUUCUCGAGGGAGAUAAGUCUACAGAACUGGUUCUAAUUAUAUGGCAAAUGUUUCUUGUACUAGUUCAAGCACAAGUUAUGGAGUGGGGACCACUUCUCCAACUGUCUCUGUUAUAACUCAUUUUGUAAUUUUUGUGCAAUACAUUGAUUGUGUUCAUUAACUUAAACUUGAAAAUGGUAUUCAGUGAAUAAAUGAUUACAUAUCAGUACAUAAA
Molecule: messenger RNA, 2569 nt
Organism: Magallana angulata
Lineage: Eukaryota; Metazoa; Mollusca; Bivalvia; Ostreida; Ostreidae
Product: ubiquitin carboxyl-terminal hydrolase BAP1-like
Exons: 15
Coding region: 106-1926 (606 amino acids)
Biological process (GO): ubiquitin-dependent protein catabolic process; protein deubiquitination
Cellular component (GO): cytoplasm
Molecular function (GO): cysteine-type deubiquitinase activity
Source: RefSeq, a predicted model, not a curated record